AAUAAAAUUGCUGCACUUAUGAGUUUGUUCUGCCACAGCUACAAUGGCACAGCAGGCAUCCUUUCGUGCAUUUGUUUCUGCAGGUUGGCUCGCAGGAGCCCUUAGGACCCGACCAUCCCUGAGGGUACUGGAUGCCACGUGGUACUCUCCAGGUGGAAAAAAUGCUCAGAAAGAAUUUGAAGAAAGGCAUAUUCCUGGGGCAUCAUUCUUUGACUUGGAGCAAUGCAAAGACCAGAAGUCACCUUAUGAAAUGAUGCUGCCCAGUCAGUCCACGUUUGCUAAGUUUGUGGGAAAUCUUGGUAUUAAUAACUCGAGUCAAGUGGUGGUCUACGACUCUGCUAAUUUAGGCAUGUUGUACGCCCCAAGGCUUUGGUGGAUGUUUCGCCUCUUUGGUCAUAACAAUGUGUCCGUGCUGGACGGUGGCUUGAAGAACUGGAUACAGCAGGGGUUUCCAGUGACAUCCGAAACCACAAAAGUGAAACCAGAGAAUUUCCAAACUGUGCUGAAUCCUAAACUGUUAAAGAGCUUUGAAGAAAUUCAGGAAAAUAUCAGUAGCAAAAAGUUCCAGGUGGCGGACGCUCGGUCAGAGUCGAGAUUCAAAGGACCAGAGCCAAAGCCUGGUGAAGACAUUGAACCAGGGCAUAUCAGAGGAUCUGUGAACCUUCCAUUUUCAAGCUUCCUAAGUAAAGAAGGAUAUGAGAAAUCCCCAGAUGAGCUCAAGCGGCUGUUUCAAGAAAAAGGUAUUGACCUAACAAAGCCAUUGACAGCCACUUGCCGCCGCGGUGUCACUGCCUGCCACAUAGCUCUAGCCUCCUUCGUAUUAGGUCAAGAGGAUACAGCUGUUUAUGACGGAUCCUGGUCUGAAUUUGUUCACAGAGGAAAACCUGAGCACAAGGUUUAUGAGAGAAAGAGCGGGAAGGCGUAAACGACAGAGUUCCUACAUUUUUAGGGUAAUAGAUAUCUCUGUGAAAGAAAUGUAAUACAAAACAAAAUGGCUGCCUAGUCAGCUUAAACAUUUAUUAAAAGUCUCAGAUACAUUUCUUUGCCAAGGAUACAGAAUAUUAUGUAUAACGAAAUAUUGUUAUAAGCUUUCAAAGCAUCUAUAUCUAGAAUAUUUUAAUGAAAAAUGAUCAAUGUUUUAUGAGCAAUGCACUGCCGAGUGACUGACAC
Molecule: messenger RNA, 1170 nt
Organism: Bombina bombina (fire-bellied toad)
Lineage: Eukaryota; Metazoa; Chordata; Amphibia; Anura; Bombinatoridae
Product: thiosulfate sulfurtransferase
Exons: 2
Coding region: 44-925 (293 amino acids)
Biological process (GO): transsulfuration
Cellular component (GO): mitochondrion
Molecular function (GO): thiosulfate-cyanide sulfurtransferase activity
Source: RefSeq, a predicted model, not a curated record